This is a messenger RNA of Dendrobium catenatum, 346 nucleotides long. Its product is annotated as carboxyl-terminal-processing peptidase 3, chloroplastic-like. Lineage: Eukaryota; Viridiplantae; Streptophyta; Magnoliopsida; Asparagales; Orchidaceae. Gene Ontology annotation, biological process: proteolysis. The annotation marks the transcript as partial. The transcript is spliced from 2 exons. Gene Ontology annotation, molecular function: serine-type peptidase activity; endopeptidase activity. The record is from RefSeq and is a predicted model, not a curated record.
GUAAAUGAAGGAAGUGCAAGUGCAAGUGAGAUCCUAGCAGGGGCAUUACAUGACAACGGCCGAGCUGUUCUUGUAGGAAAUAAAACAUUUGGUAAAGGAAAAAUCCAGAGCGUGACUGAGCUCCAUGACGGUUCUGCCCUAUUCAUUACAGUUGCCAAAUACUUAUCUCCAGCUCUCCAUGAGAUUGAUAAGGUUGGCAUAACACCUGACGUACAAUGUAUUCCUGAUAUGUUCUCUGCAUCUAAGGCUUGGACUUCAGGGGUUAAGAGCUCAGCAUCAUCUUCCCUUGAGGCAGAUUCUAGUAUCAUAGUGGAUGAGCAUGAAUUGGAGGUCCAGAGAUCAAAGG